Molecule: messenger RNA, 1510 nt
Organism: Paramecium octaurelia
Lineage: Eukaryota; Ciliophora; Oligohymenophorea; Peniculida; Parameciidae
Source: the annotation of a GenBank genome assembly
AUGAAUAAUGAUAAUAAUAAUCCAGAAUAAUAGCCUUUCGGAUUAUGGAAUAGAACUGCUAUUGAAAAAAAAACGACACCUUUGGAUUAAGUAAAAACGAUGGCGAAUGAAAAAAUCCAAGAGAUAAUGAGCAAUGUAUUUAGUGUUCUAUUGGAAGGAAGUUGUAAUAAAAGUAGGAAAAGAAUUAGAGAACCUAAAGUAAGAACUGAAAGAGGGUUAUGAUAAAUUGGAUUAGAAGGCGCAGAGUGUUUUACAUGAACAGAAAGCAAAAAUGAAUUUAUGGAUUAAACAAAAAAUAGAAAUGGCAAUAAUCAGAGUUUUAGAGAAGACAAAACCUAUUCUACUAGAAAGCAUUCUUGAUCCUUAUAUGGUAACAAAUUGAAAGAGAUAACUUUAGUGUGAUUGUCUAUCCAAACUCAUUGAAGAUGUAUUCGAAGAGGUGUGGCCAGAUAUCAAAGAAGAAAUUUUAUUACAAAUAAGAGUGAAAUAUGCAGAUCCUUAUGAGUUGGUGGAAUUUCCAAAACCGAAGUUGUGUUGUAUUUAAUACCCUUGGUUUUGGUUCAAGGUAUGGUAUUUAUAUGUUACACAACCUUUUGAUAAAUCCAUAUUUGAGCAAUUACAUUGGUAUUCUUGGUGGCUGAUCUUCAUUGUUCAAUUAAUACCUUUUUAUGGAGUAAUCAAUUCAAUAAAAUAAUUAGAUAUAAGCAUUUAUUUAUGUUUUUGUAUUUUUAUUCAUUGACAAAGAGGAUGAAUAUUAAUUGAUUCGAUUCAUAUUAGCCUUUAAAAGCAUGUAAUUUGUAUCUAUAGGAUGUAAGAAAUAUUUAAUGUAGUGAUAGGAACUAUGGUAGGAUAUUUCACAUUCUAUUCAUGUGCUGUAGUUUCAACUGUAGAUAAAAGUUAUAAAGAUUGCAAAGAUGAUGGUCCUGCAAUAUUUUUAAAUUUUUGGUCUGAUAUUGCAGCUUUUUUACUUCAAUUGCUGUUGGUUUGGUUAGCAAUUAUAUUGUUGAAAUGUUCAAAAAUUAAGGGUCAGGUAAGAUUUAAGCAUGUGUAAGAAUCCUAAUAAUAAAUGAAUAAUAAGAAAAUGUCAAAGCAAUCAUGUUGUUUAUGUUGCUCCUUUAAUAGUAGAGGAGGACGAUUGUAUUGCUUUAUGCUUUACGAUUUGAUUUGUUUUUUAGGAUGUGUGGCCUUGUUUUUUGGUUUGUCUGUCUCUGAUGGGGAGAGAAAGCUAUGGCAAUAUAAAUCUACAAUGUACUUAGCCAAAACAGUCUAUGGGUUAUUGAGUUUUCCUUUUUUGGUGUUUCGUAUUCCAGGACUAACCUGGUUGUUAACUCGUUCUCAUGGAACAGGGUAUGAUUGCAAUGGUAAUUGUGUUCCUUUGGUUUCAAAUUUGCAAUAGUAUCACCUAAGAAAAAAGUCAUAAAAACAGCCAUAUGAUCCAAAAUAUGCAGUUUAAAAUGAAGACUUUGAUGUAAUGGAGGGAGUGGAAUUAAUGGAUGAAUUGGUAAAUUGA